Messenger RNA from Gambusia affinis (western mosquitofish), 6158 nucleotides. RefSeq names its product NACHT, LRR and PYD domains-containing protein 14-like. The coding region runs from base 357 to 6023 and encodes 1888 amino acids. NCBI's taxonomy places the organism in Eukaryota, Metazoa, Chordata, Actinopteri, Cyprinodontiformes, Poeciliidae. The transcript is spliced from 26 exons. Gene Ontology annotation, molecular function: metal ion binding; protein binding. The record is from RefSeq and is a predicted model, not a curated record.
CCGAACCUUUCAGUAGAACAAACCGAACCCUUCAGUAGAACCGACCGAACCCUUCAGUAGAACCGACCGAACCCUUCAGUAGAACCGAACCUUCGUCAGAACCUCCUGCUGUCCAGAUAUAGUCUCUGGUAGCCAGAAGAGGCUGAAAUGUGAUUUCUUGUCAGAUAUUUCGCUGCUCUGGAUACAAAGUUUUUCUUCUCCGCUCAGAAAAACGUUUAGAAAAGUUUCCUUUGAUCCUUCGACGCCCUGAGGAAACAUUCCUGAUGACGCAUGCGCACUGCGGCCUCCGCUUCCUGGAACCAGGGCAAGGUCAGAUGAGCUGCUGAUGGGAACUGAAAUCUAAAGAACCGUUAGAGAUGGACUCUGAUCCAGACGACCUUGCUCCCCCUGCUGGAAGAUGGGCUUCACAGCAGAGGAACCUGUGGAUGAAUCCAGAGGAGAACAGAGCAGUCUCUCCAUCACCCAGCAGCGUUUCUAUGAAGAGUGACCGAUCCAAAGAUCUUCCUGUAGCCUUCAGUAAUCAUCCUGGAUUCCCAGACCAAAAAUGGGCUUCACAGCAGAGGAACCUGUGGAUGAAUCCAGAGGAGAACAGAGCAGUCUCUCCAUCACCCAGCGGCAUUUCUAUGAAGAGUGACCGAUCCAAAGAUCUUCCUGUAGCCUUCAGUAAUCAUCCUGGAUUCCCAGACCAAAGAUGGGCUUCACAGCAGAGGAACCUGUGGAUGAAUCCAGAGGAGAACAGAGCAGUCUCUCCAUCACCCAGCGGCAUUUCUAUGAAGAGUGACCGAUCCAAAGAUCUUCCUGUAGGCUUCAGUAAUUAUCCUGGAUUCCCAGACCAAAGAGGGAGGAAGAGGAGCAGCGUUGGUGAGGAGGAGCAGCCGUCCUGCUGUGCUUUGUGUCAGAAUGUUCUGAUGGAUCCGGUCUCUACCAGCUGUGGUCACUGGUUCUGCAGACAGUGCAUCAGGUUCUACUGGGACCAGUCUGGACCCUCCUCCUGCCCCCAGUGUGGGAAAAGACCCAGAACAGGAGCUGGACUUCUGACAGCCAAUCACAGCAGCUGUGCUCCAGCAGAUGAUCGUCUGCAGAAAAUUCUAGAGGAGCACAAGAUCAGUCUGAGGAGGAGAUGUGAAUGUGUGACUGAGGGAAGUGAUGAAACAGGAAGUAGAACCCAACUCAACAGGAUCUACACUGAUCUCUACAUCACAGAGGGACAAAGUGAAGAGAUUAAUACCCAACAUGAGGUGAAGCAGCUGGAGACAGUUUCCAUGAUCCAGAACCUCCAUGACUCUCCAAUCAGGUGCCAUGACAUCUUUAAAUCCUUCCCUGACCAACAUGGAGCCAUCAGAGUGGUUCUGACCAACGGCGUCGCUGGUGUUGGAAAAACCUUCUCAGUGCAGAAGUUCACUCUGGACUGGGCAGAGGGCUUGGAGAACCAAGAUGUCAGUGUGGUGGUUCUGCUUUCAUUCAGGGAGCUGAACUUGAUCAGAGAUGAGCAGCACAGUCUUCUUACGCUGCUCCAUGUUUUCCAUCCAACACUCCAGAAGCUCCCAGCAGAGCAGCUGGCUGUCUGCAAACUUCUCUUCAUCUUUGAUGGCUUGGAUGAAAGCAGACUUUCACUGGACUUCAACAACAGUCCGCUGGUUUCUGACGUCACACAGAAGUCAUCAGUCAAUGUUCUGCUGACAAACCUCAUCAAGGGGAACCUGCUUCCCUCGGCUCUCAUCUGGAUAACUUCCAGACCUGCAGCAGCCAAUCAGAUCCCUCCUUCAUUUGUUGCCAGGGUAACAGAAGUACGAGGCUUCACUGACUCCCAGAAGGAGGAGUAUUUCAGGAAGAGGUUCAGUGAUGAAGAGCUGUCCAGCAGAAUCAUCUCCCACAUCAAGACCUCCAGGAGCCUCCACAUCAUGUGUGGAAUCCCAGUCUUCUGCUGGAUCACUGCUACAGUUCUGGAGAACAUGUUGACCUCAGAGCAGAGAGGAGAGCUGCCCAAAACCAUGACUGACAUGUACUCACACUUCCUGCUGGUCCAGACAAAGAGGAAGAAGAACAAGUACCAUGGAGGAUAUGAGACAAGUCUACAGGAGCUGAUGGAAGCUGACAGAGAAGUUCUUCUGAAGCUGGGGAGGCUGGCGUUUGAACAUCUGGAGAAAGGAAACAUCAUGUUCUACCAAGAAGACCUGGAGCAGUGUGGUCUGGAUGUCACAGAGGCCUCAGUGUACUCAGGAGUUUGUACAGAGAUCUUCAAAAGAGAGAAUCUGAUCUUCCAGAAACCAGUCUACUGUUUUGUUCACCUGACCAUCCAGGAGUUUCUGGCUGCAGUCUACAUGUUCCACUGUUUCACCACAAGGAAUACAGAGGUGGUGAAGAAAUUCCUGCGAAAAAAAUACAAUGAAACAUCUCUGGAGGACUUUAUGAAAAAAGCCAUGGAGAAAUCUCUGAGAAGUAAAAAUGGCCACCUGGACCUGUUUGUUCGUUUCCUUCAUGGCCUCACUGUGGAGUCCAACCAGAGACUCUUAGGAGACCUACUGGGUCAGACAGAGAACAGUCUAGAAACCAUCAAGAAAAUCAUCAAUAAUCUGAAGAUGGGAAGAAUAAAGGCAUCCCCUGACAGAAACAUCAACAUCUUCCACUGUCUGAUGGAGAUGAAAGAUCUCUCAGUUGAUCAGGAGAUCCAGGAGUUCCUGAAAUCUGCAAACAGAUCAAAGAAAAAUCUCUCUAUGAUCCAGUGUUCAGCUCUGGGCUUCAUGCUGCAGAUGUCAGAGGUUCUGGAUGAGUUGGACCUGGAGAAGUACAGGACAUCAGAUUCGGGACGACAGAGACUGGUUCCAGCUGUGAGGAACUGCAGAAAGGCUCGACUUGGUGGCAUUAAACUCUCUGAUGCUGAAGGUGAAGUUGUGGCUUCAGCUCUGAAGUCCAACCCUCAUCUGACUGAACUGGAAAUAAGAGACAAACUGGAAGAAUCUGUAAUGGAGCGUCUGUGUGAAGGCCUGAAGAGUUCAGUCGGUAAUCUGGAGAUCCUGAGAUUGAAGGACUGCAGGUUGUCAGAGAUCAGCUGUUCUUCUCUGGUCUCAGCUCUGAAGUCCAACCAACAUCUGACUGAACUGGAAAUAAAUGAGAUGAUCAUACUGGGAACCAUUACAGACUCUGGAGUGAAUCAUCUGUGUGGGAUCCUGCAGAGUUCAGUCACUAAAGUCAAAACUUUAAGGUUGAAGGACUGCAGUUUGUCAGAGAUCAGCUGUUCUUCUCUGGCCUCAGCUCUGAAGUCCAACCAACAUCUGACUGAACUGGAAAUAAAUGAGAUGAUCAUAUUGGGAACCAUUACAGACUCUGGAGUGAAUCAUCUGUGUGAGAUCCUGCAGAGUUCAGUCACUAAAGUCAAAACUUUAAGAUUGAAGGACUGCAGUUUGUCAGAGAUCAGCUGUUCUUCUCUGGUCUCAGCUCUGACCUUUAACCCCUCACAUCUGACUCAACUGGACCUGGGAGGAAACAACCUGACAGAUUCUGCAGUGAAGGAGUUCUGUGGUUUCCUACAGAGUCCAGAAUGUAAACUACAACGAUUACAAUUUAGCCACUGCUGGUUGUCAAAGAUCAGCUGUGAUGAUCCGACCUCAGCUCUGAACUCCGACCUUUCACCUCUGACUGGACUGCAGCUGAGCAGCAACAACAACCUGGGAGAUGAUGGAGUGAAGGAGAUCUGUGAUAUUCUACAGAAUCCUGGAUGCAGAAUACAACGAUUAGAGUUGAAGGACUGCAGUUUGUCAGAGAUCAGCUGUUCUUCUCUGGCCUCAGCUCUGACCUUUAACCCCUCACAUCUGACUCAACUGGAAAUAAAUGAGAUGAUCAUACUGGGAACCAUUACAGACUCUGGAGUGAAUCAUCUGUGUGAGAUCCUGCAGAGUUCAGUCACUAAAGUCAAAACUUUAAGGUUGAAGGACUGCAGUUUGUCAGAGAUCAGCUGUUCUUCUCUGGCCUCAGCUCUGAAGUCCAACCAACAUCUGACUGAACUGGAAAUAAAUGAGAUGAUCAUAUUGGGAACCAUUACAGACUCUGGAGUGAAUCAUCUGUGUGAGAUCCUGCAGAGUUCAGUCACUAAAGUCAAAACUUUAAGAUUGAAGGACUGCAGUUUGUCAGAGAUCAGCUGUUCUUCUCUGGUCUCAGCUCUGACCUUUAACCCCUCACAUCUGACUGAACUGGACCUGAGAGGAAACAACCUGACAGAUUCUGCAGUGAAGGAGUUCUGUGGUUUCCUACAGAGUCCAGAAUGUAAACUACAACGAUUACAAUUUAGCCACUGCUGGUUGUCAAAGAUCAGCUGUGAUGAUCCGACCUCAGCUCUGAACUCCGACCUUUCACCUCUGACUGGACUGCAGCUGAGCAGCAACAACAACCUGGGAGAUGAUGGAGUGAAGGAGAUCUGUGAUAUUCUACAGAAUCCUGGAUGCAGAAUACAACGAUUAGAAUUGAAGGACUGCAGUUUGUCAGAGAUCAGCUGUUCUUCUCUGGCCUCAGCUCUGAAGUCCAACCAACAUCUGACUGAACUGGAAAUAAAUGAGAUGAUCAUACUGGGAACCAUUACAGACUCUGGAGUGAAUCAUCUGUGUGAGAUCCUGCAGAGUUCAGUCACUAAAGUCAAAACUUUAAGGUUGAAGGACUGCAGUUUGUCAGAGAUCAGCUGUUCUUCUCUGGCCUCAGCUCUGACCUUUAACCCCUCACAUCUGACUGAACUGGACCUGGGAGGAAACAACCUGACAGAUUCUGCAGUGAAGGAGUUCUGUGGUUUCCUACAGAGUCCAGAAUGUAAACUACAACAAUUACAGUUGAGGAGCUGCAGUUUGUCAGAGAUCAGCUGUUCUUCUCUGGCCUCAGCUCUGACCUUUAACCCCUCACAUCUGACUGAACUGGACCUGAGAGGAAACAACCUGAAAGAUUCUGCAGUGAAGGAGUUCUGUGGUUUCCUACAGAGUCCAGAAUGUAAACUACAACGAUUACAAUUUAGCCACUGCUGCUUGUCAAAGAUCAGCUGUGAUGAUCCGACCUCAGCUCUGAACUCCGACCUUUCACCUCUGACUGGACUGCAGCUGAGCGGCAACAACAACCUGGGAGAUGAUGGAGUGAAGGAGAUCUGUGAUAUUCUACAGAAUCCUGGACUCAGAAUACAACGAUUAGAGUUGAAGAACUGCAGGUUGUCAGAGAUCAGCUGUUCUUCUCUGGCCUCAGCUCUGACCUUUAACCCCUCACAUCUGACUGAACUGAACCUGAGCAACAACAACCUGAAAGAUACUGGAGUGAAGGAUCUCUGUGGUUUCCUACAGAAUCCAGAAUGUAAACUACAACGAUUAGAGUUGAAGGAAUGCAGUUUGUCAGAGAUCAGCUGUUCUUCUCUGGUCUCAGCUCUGACCUUUAACCCCUCACAUCUGACUCAACUGGACCUGAGCUACAACAACCUGAAAGAUUCUGGAGUGAAGGAUCUCUGUGGUUUCCUACAGAAUCCAGAAUGUAAACUACAACGAUUAAAGUUGAAUCACUGCAGUUUGUCAAAGAUCAGCUGUUCUUCUCUGGCCUCAGCUCUGACCUUUAACCCCUCACAUCUGACUGAACUGGACCUGAGCUUCAACAACCUGAAUGAUUCUGCAGUGAAGGAUCUCUGUGGUUUCCUACAGAAUCCAGAAUGUAAACUACAACGAUUAAAGUUGAAUCACUGCUGGUUGUCAGAGAUCAGCUGUUCUUCUCUGGCCUCAGCUCUGACCUUUAACCCCUCACAUCUGACUGAACUGGACCUGAGUGGAAACAACAACCUGAAAGAUUCUGGAGUGAAGGAUCUCUGUGGUUUCCUACAGAAUCCAGAAUGUAAACUACAACGUUUAGAGUUGUGGAACUGCAGUUUGUCAGAGAUCAGCUGUUCUUCUCUGGCCUCAGCUCUGACCUUUAACCCCUCACAUCUGACUGAACUGGACCUGAGCUACAACAACCUGAAGGGUUCAGAUGUUCAGCAGCUGAAGCGUUUUGUAAAGGAUGUUCAGAUCUGAUGAUUAACUUUCUAAAGAAGAGAAUCUUCUCUGUUUCCUGAUGAUCCAGAUGUUUUACUUCUUUUUCCUUUGAUUUGUUUUCAUCUGUAACCAUAAAAUAUGAAAUAAAGUUCAAUCCAACAGUUUCUGGCUACA